AUGGCGACUAAAUCAUAUAGCAAACACAAAGAGUUUAAAGAAUAUUCGAGCAGCGGGAGCGCGAACGUGCCUUACACAGACGAACAAUUCGACAUGCUAAAGUCCGAGCUGAUCCCGAAAGGCAGCAAGCUGGAGACCCUGGGUAACGGGGUGGGGGCCCGCGAGUACCACUACGAGUACAAAGAGGAGAAGCAUCCGUCGGGGAAAUACGACCGGAAGGAUUUGCAUACUGUUGAGCAAUACAGCAUCCCUCCGAAGAAGGUGCCGAAGGCAUCAGAGAGCAGCUCCUACUACUACGAGCGUGAGGAGCGGGAACUGCCCUCCAUAACAUCAGGGGUUAGGACUUACAACUACGAGACCUCUAACACUUCCACUACACCAGGUAAUUCGAAGAUCAAGAGCUCGAAGGUGACCAAAGACCUGUCGCAGAACGUGGAGGAGCUGGACUCUCUCCUGGACGACCUGCAGAAGGACCAGGAACGACAGCUCUAUAAGAGUGGUUACACAUCGGACACGGCAGAAAGCACAUCUUUCGACUACAAACGAGGAACUGCAGUAAAAGCCCCUUCCAGUGGUUACUCGACGCUAAGACGCGAGGAACGAGUGGAGUCUUCAUCCUGGAGUCCCCCUGCCCCACUGCACCACCAUGACACCACCGGUUCUAGUAGUAAAAAGCGCGAAGAACGCCUCGAGAGUUCUUCAUGGAGCUCCAGCCCCGUGCCCGCGCGCAGCACCGAGCUGAGACAAGAGAUGUUUAGGGAGGAAACCACUGAGUCCCGCGUAGUCCCGGUACCAGUCCCGGCGCCGGUCGUGGUCCCGGCCCCGGUCUGCACUCACUGCCACCAGCAUCCAGUCGGAACGUUACCCCGUUCCGGGACUCCCAUGAACAAGGUGACGACCACAGUGAAGACGUACACAUACGAGGUGCCGGCCGGACAGGAUCCUGCUACCCUACCACUACCGAUCCAUGCAGACCACCAACACACUUACGUGGCCAACGAGACGAUACAUAGCACCAACACUAGCAACACUCUGAAGGCGGCCCCCCCUCCGCCGCUGGGUUGCCAGUACUGUUCCCACUGCAAGUCCCGCGUGGAGGACGAACGUGUGGUAUACACCACGCCUGCCAACCACUCUACGCAUCUGACACCACUCUCCCCACCGGGCCCGACCUCAUACAAGUACUCGGAGACCUCGUACUCGGCCCACAACACCACCCAGCGGUACCCCGGCUCGUCCCCGUCGCCGGUGCCCGGGGCAUUCCCCCGACCCACGACCCCUUCGCCUGGGAACCAGCAACCUCCGAAGAAAUUAGACGAUUUGCUAGCAGAUUUCCCGGAAGCGCGAUUCCCAACACAGCCUGACGGCGUUUACCGUCGCAAGGUCGAAGUGACUCACGAGAAGUCCCGCGACUUGUCCCGCGACACUCGCGACGCGGGAACCAAACCCGUGACCCCUGUAGGCAGUAACAACGUCGCCGGACCCGCGGUCUAUUAUCCCCCGGGACACACGCCUUUUGCCAAGAAACCUGAGACUCAGGUGCAAGGAUACCAAGCCAGUAGUGCGAUGCAGCAAGGAGGUGGGGCUCACGCUUCCGGGAGGGGAAUGUAUGAAUAUGAAUCCGGAUCGCGCAGCAAGGAGAAGCACUCGGAACGGAAAACAGCCGUCCCCGUGUGUCUGCCGCUGUGCUGCGCCAUGCCUUGCGUUAUUAUGUAA
Molecule: messenger RNA, 1716 nt
Organism: Chilo suppressalis (striped riceborer)
Lineage: Eukaryota; Metazoa; Arthropoda; Insecta; Lepidoptera; Crambidae
Source: the annotation of a GenBank genome assembly